AUGCGCGUAUUAUUGUGUCAGAAAAAAAUCCCUAAGCCCCAAUUUACAAACAUCGGGCACUAAAACGGGUCUUUCCGAGUUUGCCCAGUGCCCGUGAUGUCUCUUCCUGGAUUCGAAAAUCCGCAUCUUUGGUUUCAGUGCUUCUAAAAAUCGAAACCUCAAAAGUCGUUCUUCGGAGCUUGAAUCCCUAAAGUCAGUUCAUGUGAACUCUAUCACUCGGAAACUCUGAUUGUUCGCUCUUCCCAGUUCGAAAACUCAAGCCUUUUACUUAUUUUUCCGAAAAUUGAACCAGCGACUGGAUCGAAAACAGGGAAACUUGAUCUCCUUAAAAUUCUGCUAAAGGGGAAUAAAUCAACUUUAGCUAAGGAUAAGGUUCAAAUUCUGCAGCAAAUGUCGGUGGAGAGGUCCUUUGAGGCAUGGGAGGAGGUGCAGCGACACGGUCAGGACUUGGCGGACCGGCUCGCUCAGGGCUUCACCGGGUUGAUUCAGUCCCACAUGAGCUCCUCCUCAUUUCCAUGGCCCUACCCUCAGAAAUCAACGCUCUUCGACCUCGAAUUCCCGAGUCAGCAUUUUGGGAGAAGAGAUUUCGGAUUGGCAACCGAUAGUUCGGGCAUUGAUGGAGUAUUGGCGGUUUUCGAUAUUGGGAAUAGGAUUGGGCAGGCCGGGGCGGACUUCGGGGCUUGCUUGAGUGGGCUGGUCCAGCAGCUUUUCAGGAGGCUGCCUCUCCCGUUUCGACAGGAGGAGAAUGCAGCGGAGCGGGUGAUGGCGGAAGUGGGUGGGAGUAGGCUGAGGAGUGAAUUGAGUGUGACUACGCAAGGGGAUUCGGAUUUGUUGAAGGAGAGAUUGAGAGAUUUUGAGUUUGCGGAAAAUGAUAGCGGUGCUAAUGGGUUAGUGGAUGAUGAAGUUGCUGGGUUUAAUCUAAGGUCGGCCGGACUUUUGGGUAGACCGCAGGGGAUCAUAAAUAUUACAUCAACUUAUGAUAGCAGAACACAAGAUGUAGAAAGUUCUUUGGUUGCAAGGGGAGAUUUAUGGAGGGUAGAGGCAUCACAGGGCAGUUCUACAUCUGGAAAUGAAAAUUCGUCUCUCUUCCUUGUCCAGCUUGGACCAGUGCUAUUUGUACGUGAUACAACGCUUCUAUUGCCAGUCCAUUUGUCAAAGCAGCAUUUGCUGUGGUACGGCUAUGAUAGGAAGAAUGGUAUACACUCACUUUGUCCAGCUGUGUGGUCGAAGCAUAGGAGGUGGCUAAUAAUGUCAAUGCUCUGCAUCAAUCCCUUAGCUUGUUCAUUUGUAGAUCUACAGUUUCCAAAUGGGCAGUUGACAUAUGUAUCUGGUGAGGGACUUACUACAAGUGCUUUCCUACCAAUUUGUGGAGGCCUUCUACAGGCUCAGGGUCAAUAUCCAGGAGAAAUGAGAUUCAGCUUUUCUUGCAAGAAUAAAUGGGGAACAUGCAUCACACCGAUGGUACAAUGGCCUGACAAGUCGUUUACAUUUAGUCUUGCACAAGCCUUGGCUUGGAAGAGAUCCGGUCUCAUGGUGAGACCGACUAUCCAAUUCAGUUUAUGCCCCACUUUUGGGGGAAGCAAUCCUGGGUUGCGGGCAGAGCUUAUUCAUACGGUGAAGGAGCAACUGAGCCUGAUAUUCGGAUGUGCAUUUAUGACACAUCCCUCUGCAUUUGCGUCUAUUUCUCUUGGCAGGUCAAAGUGGAAUGGAAAUGUUGGGAAUUCUGGGAUAGUUGUGAGAGUGGAUACCCCUCUUUCCCGGGUCGGUCGGCCUUCCUUCUCUGUUCAGAUAAAUUGCGGUGUUGAACUUUAAUUGUAAUGGUACAAAAGUGUAUGUAGUCUCAAGCUUAGCAAAUAUGUGAAUAUUUGAAUGUUAACUAAUGCGAUUACAUUGAUCUA
Molecule: messenger RNA, 1898 nt
Organism: Carya illinoinensis
Lineage: Eukaryota; Viridiplantae; Streptophyta; Magnoliopsida; Fagales; Juglandaceae
Exons: 7
Coding region: 391-1812 (473 amino acids)
Source: RefSeq, a predicted model, not a curated record